GCCUGCCAGUGAACAGCAGCAGCGGUGCUGCCAGUUUGUCCCUGAAGGCAAAACCCAGCGUCCCAUCUGGGAGCCCUCCGGCUCUGGGGAGCUCUGCUGCUGCCUCCACUCCUCCUGCUCUCGGGGUGUCGUCCUCCCACAGCGACCCCCAUCCCGCUGGGACUGGGGAUUCUUCAGCUCCAUCUGCAGCCCCCUUCUCACUUAGCUCUUCUGGAACGACCGGUGGCUGUGGAACUUCUGGGCUUCCCGGCCCUGGAAGUUCUGCUGCUGCAAACUCUUCCAACACCGCUCCGCUUACAGGUGCUGGAACUGCCAAGGCAGCGACAGGAACUUCUCACUCGGGUGCAAGCAGUCCUUCGGCUGCACAGACUGCCGGUGCCUCUGGACACAACGCCACGUCCGCGCCUCCUGCAUUCCCACACGGCAUCAGACCAGGCCAGUUAUGUUCACCGAGGAGCGAAUCAACAGCCCAAGAGCUGGAGCAGUUCAAAGCCAAGAAGUUCACGCCGGGAAAGGUCCCUCAGAAACCACCACUCGCAGACCUUUUACGUGGCUUACCGUGUAAUUUAAUGUAGUUCUGUAGUUAUACUUCUUAGUUGUUGUCCUGUGACUCUUCCAAUAAACAAUGUUGUG
Molecule: messenger RNA, 633 nt
Organism: Meleagris gallopavo (turkey)
Lineage: Eukaryota; Metazoa; Chordata; Aves; Galliformes; Phasianidae
Source: RefSeq, a predicted model, not a curated record